Messenger RNA from Rotaria sp. Silwood1, 942 nucleotides. Lineage: Eukaryota; Metazoa; Rotifera; Eurotatoria; Philodinida; Philodinidae. The record is from the annotation of a GenBank genome assembly.
AUGAAUAAUGAACGAACUAUACAUACCGCAUCAGUGUUAGCAAGUGGAAAAGUAUUAGUUACAGGUGGAUAUGAUGCUAGUAGUGCUUAUUUGAAAAGUGCGGAGUUGUAUGAUCCAUCAACAGGAACUUGGACAUCUACUGGUAGCAUGAAUCAUGUACGAGAGUGGCAAACGGCAUCAGUAUUAACAAAUGGGAAAGUCUUAGUUGCUGGUGGAUCUAGUGGUAGUAGUGAUUAUUUGAAUGGUGCGGAAUUGUAUGAUCCGUCAACAGAAACUUGGUCAAUCACUGGUAGCAUGAGUGAUGGUCGAAGUGAACACACAGCAACCAUUUUAACAAAUGGAAAAGUUUUAGUAACAGGGGGAUUUGGUGGUAUUGCUGGUUAUUAUAGUAGUGCUGAGCUGUAUGAUCCAUCCACAGAAACUUGGACAACUACCGUUACCGGUGGACAUACUGGUGGUGAUUUUGUGAAUAGUGAUGAGUUAUAUGACCCAUCAACAGGAAUUUGGACAACUACUAGUAGCAUGAAUGAUGUACGAUUUCUGCACACCGCAUCCAUAUUAACAGAUGGGAAAAUAUUAGUUACUGGUGGAUCUAAUGGUAUGAAUAAUUAUUUGAAUACUACUGAAUUGUACGAUCCAUUAACAGAAACUUGGUCAAUUACUGGUAGUAUGAAUAAUGCACGGAAAGAGCAUACAGCAUCUAUAUUAACAAAUGGGAAAGUAUUAGUUACUGGUGGAGAUGGUGGUAAUGGUUAUCUGAAUAGUGCUGAAUUGUACGAUCCAUCAACAGAAACUUGGGAAACUAUUAGUAGCAUGAAUUAUGCACGAUUAGCGCACACCGCAUCCAUAUUAGUAAAUGGGAAAAUCGUAGUUACUGGUGGAUAUAGUGAUACCGAUGUUCUGAAUAGUACUGAAUUGUAUAAUACAUUAUCAACAGAGUAA